AUGGGAGGUACACCACCUGCGACAUUGAUAGAAUUUUCUCUAGGCCAAGUCCAAGGGCAAGAUAUUUAUGAUGUGAGCUUGGUAGAUGGAUUCAAUGUUCCUGUAGCAGUUGUUCCUCACGGUGGUUGUGGAGAAUGCAAGAGCACAUAUUGUCUGGCAGAUAUGAUCAGCCUAUGCCCUUCAGAGCUGAGGGUAACGAGCAAAGAUGGAAAAGUUGUGGCGUGCAAGGGCGCUUGUAUGGCAGAUGGCUCAUCAUCAUCACAAUCCUGUGGCAGCAAUCCUUCCAAGCCCUCAGCUUCUGCAGAACUAUUCAAGAGUGUUUGCCAACGUGCCUAUAGCUAUCCAGAAGAUUAUAAUCAAAGCAAUUUCAGAUGUAAAGGCGCAGAUUAUAAUAUCACCUUCUGUGAAUCCCCCUACACAAAUUUGGACACAUCUGGCUCCUCAUCAUGCACGGAAACCAUCACAACAUCUCAUUACAUCAAGGAUCCAAAUACAAUAAGCUCCAAAGGGGGUUUGUUCACACUAGGGUUCUUCACUCCUGAAAAUUCUACAAAUCGCUAUGUGGGAAUUUGGUACAUGUCCAAUUCCACUAUUGUAUGGGUAGCUAACAGAAAUCGACCAUUAAGGGAUACUUCAGGAAUUGUUAAGGUAUCUGAAGAUGGCAAUCUUGUCAUAUUAGAUGGGCAAAACCAAACCAUUUGGUCAUCAAAUGUGUCAAAUAUUUCAUCUACUACUAGUUUUGAGAUUUUAGAUUCUGGAAACCUUGUCCUAAUUGAUAACUUGACGAAAACUAUAUGGCAAAGUUUUGAGCAUCCUUCAGAUACAUUGUUGCAAAGCAUGAAAAUUACCAGCAACAAAAGAACAGGGGAGAAACGAAAGUUAACAGCAUGGAAAAAUCAGUCUGAUCCAUCACUCGGCAAUUUCUCUAUGAGCCUAGAACAACUAAAUUUUGCAGAACUGUUCAUAUGGAAUGCAACUAGCCCCUACUGGCGUAGUGGUCCAUGGAAUGGCCAAGGCCUUACAACAGUUCUCAGGAUGAGUUCUGAGUAUGAUAAUGGUGCUGAAGAGAUGGUUUUUAGCCUCUCAAAUGGGUCUGACAUCAAAGAGAUGGUUGUUUUGAAUGCAAAAGGAAAGUUAUUACAUAAACAAUGGGAUGAUACUGAGAGGAGAUGGCUAGAAACAAAUCUUGUUCAAAAUUCAGAUUGUGAUGUCUAUGGUAUAUGUGGGGAAUUCGGAAUUUGCAAUUCAAAGAGUACGCCAAAGUGCAGUUGUUUGAAUGGGUUUGAACCAAGAAAUGGGGAGGAAUGGAAUAGACAAAAUUGGGCAGGUGGUUGUGUUAGGAAAUCAACUCUGCCAUGUGAGAAAAUGAAAAAUGGCAGUUCUAAUGGAAAGGAAGAUACGUUUUUCCAUCUGCAAAAUGUUAAAGCACCAAACUUUGGAGAACAAUCAUCUAAUACAGAAGACGAUUGUAGAUUACAGUGCUUGGAGAACUGCACUUGUAAAGCAUAUUCAUAUAAUUCAGUGCUUGGCUGUAUGACUUGGAAAGAAAAUCUAAUUGACGUACAACAAUUCUCAAAUGGAGGAGUUGACCUAUACAUUCGUGCAGCCAAUUCAGAUUUUGCUAAGAAGAGACAUAGGACAUUCAUCAUUAUCAUUGUUGCAGUAAUAGCAACUAUUAUUAUCAGUGUCAGUUGUGCAUGCUUCUUAUGGAAAUGGAAGGCAAAACAUUCAGCAGGAAAACGAAAUAGCAUACAGUUCUUGUCAAAAAAGCGUGGUGCAAAUGUAGACAAAACAAGGGGCAAUAUUAUUGGAAACUUGUCACAAGUUAAAUUCCAGGAGUUAUUGAUCUAUGAUUUUGAAAAGGUUGCAACUGCUACAAACAACUUUCAAUUGACCAAUAAACUUGGGCAAGGAGGUUUUGGUCCAGUCUAUAAGGGAACACUGCAAGAUGGUCAGGAUAUAGCAGUUAAGAGAUUAUCAAGAGCAUCUGGACAAGGACAAGAAGAAUUCAUGAAUGAGAUGAUUGUCAUUUCCAGGCUUCAACAUCGUAAUCUUGUAAAACUUUUAGGUUGCUGUAUUGAAGAAGAAGAAAAGAUGUUGAUCUAUGAAUACAUGCCAAAUAAAAGUUUGGAUGCAUUUAUAUUUGAUCCAGAAAAACGUAAACUUCUAGACUGGGGAAAGCGCUUUGUCAUAAUUGAAGGAGUAGCAAGAGGAGUACUUUAUCUUCAUAAGGACUCUAGACUAAAAAUUAUACAUAGGGACCUAAAGGCAAGUAAUAUCUUGCUAGAUGAGAACCUGAUUCCAAAAAUAUCAGAUUUUGGUAUGGCUAGAAUUUUCAAAGGAAGUGAAGAUCAUGCUAACACAAGGAGAGUUGUGGGAACCUAG
Messenger RNA from Neltuma alba, 2385 nucleotides. Its product is annotated as G-type lectin S-receptor-like serine/threonine-protein kinase At1g11330. The transcript has 5 exons. Lineage: Eukaryota; Viridiplantae; Streptophyta; Magnoliopsida; Fabales; Fabaceae. The record is from RefSeq and is a predicted model, not a curated record. Gene Ontology annotation, molecular function: protein serine/threonine kinase activity; ATP binding. Bases 1 to 2385 code for a protein of 794 amino acids. Gene Ontology annotation, biological process: recognition of pollen; protein phosphorylation.